UCGAGUUCAGUUCGGCUACAGCGACUCUGCACGAGCGAGCCGGAGAGAAGAGGCGCGCGCAGGGAUUUACUUUCUGAUGCUUGGAAAACUGCAGCAAAGUUGGACUCGGGUUCACUCCGGACUUUGAUGCGUUUCGAUGACUGUAAAUCUCCGGAUGAGCCCGGUGAAGAUUUUACACCGUGACGCUUUUAAAGUGACUAUUUAAGAGGAACAUAUGAUUGUUCUUCUUAAUUAUUCCACACAUUCCAGUCCGAGCUGUUUUCCAGUCUGUUUGGAGCAGUUUUGUGUGUUUAUCUCGUGUUUUCGGCGCUGCAGUGGAGCAGAGCUGAGUAUGAGAGCAGACUGAGCGCUGAUGCUGAAGAUGCGAAUGAAGUCACGCGCCGCGGUGAUCGCUGCACAGCCGGACUGAGUUUUUAACCCGGGCUUGUUAACCGCCUCUCCCUCUCUCUCUUUCUCUCUCUCUCUCUAUAUCUCUCUCUCUCUGCGCGAUGGCGCGCGUGCUGCACUGCCUCGUGCUGGGCUGCGUGUCCUGGACCCUGGGCGCGUCCGACGCUCGGGGCGAGUACUGCCACGGCUGGCUGGACACCAGCGGAAACUACCACGAGGGUUUCCAGUGUCCCGAGCAGCUGGACACGGCGGCCGCGCGCGUGUGCUGCGGGACCUGCGCGCUGAGGUACUGCUGCGCCGCCGCAGGAGCGCGCCUCGACCAGGGCGCGUGCACGAACGACCGCGAGGCGGAAAACAGCGGAUACACAGCACAACCCAUCUACAUGCCUUUCCUGAUGGUGGGCUCCAUCUUCGUGGCGUUUGUUGUGGUUGCCUCUUUAGUGGCCGUGUACUGCUGUACGUGUCUGCGGCCGAAGCAGCCAGCUCAGCAGCCCAUGCGGUUCUCUUUGCGGAGCUGCCAGGGUGAGACCAUCCCUAUGAUCCUGACUCCUGGGGCAGCACCAACCAGCAUGCGCACGCCCUCGCGUCAGUCCAGCACGGCCACCACCAGCUCCAGCAGCGCAGGCGGGGGCAGCUCGCUGCGCCGCUUUUCUCUGGGCAGGGCUGACCCCGGCCUCCAGCAGAACCCGCAGCAGCAGAUCCUGCUGGCCUCAUCCUCAUCCUGUAACACGGCCGGGUCCCAGCCAAUGCUGCCACCACCACCUCCACCACCAUACUUCUCUCCACAGUGCCUACAGACCAGCCUCUCACAUUCACAUUCACACACACACUCACAUGGCCACGGGCAACUACAGCAGCACCACCAGGACUCCAGCUUCAUCCUGUCCCAGCAGUAUUUCUUCCCCCUGCAGCCAGAACCCUUCAGCGGGAACAAGAACUUUGCUGAUUUUGGCCAGAGUUGAACUGGAGCUAAAGUCCAGCACCAUUGAGGACAGAAAAGAGCUGGACACUGGAAUCUCUCUUUCUAUGAGUGCCUGGACUGGAAUAAACUGCACUGCAAUGCUUCUUUUGCAGCCAAUGGUGUCACUGACUCACACAUCAAGCAUCAGGACUUGAAGAAAAGUAGUGACACUAUUUACUGGCAAAAGAUGCAUUCCUUCGUCGCAACUGCUGCAGGUUGGACAAGCUUUUUAGAACAUUAACAAAAAUCCUGAAUGAAUGAAUGCAGGAAUGUUGAGAAAAUUCACAAAUCAUGUCCCAAAGGAUCUCUCUCACACUGCCCCUCAUAGACUCACAUACAUACUAGUACCUAUAUAUACACACACAUAUAUAUUAGCAACCACUGGGAAUAACAUAGCAACAGCCAAGAAACACCAUAGCUACCACCUGAGAUUAGAUAUCAAUGGCCAAGCUUUAUCUCAGCAACCACCCGGGAUACCAUAGCAAUGCCCUAGCAACACCUAAGCAACCACCUGGGAUUCCAUACCACCAGCCAAGCAACAUCUUUGGUCAAGGCAACUUAAAGUUCGUUUACAAACUUUCCCCUUCUAGUUUCAAAUGAUAUUUACUCUGCAUUGUGUUAAAGAUCGCACUGUUAUGCCUUUUGUUGUGUUAUUCAGCUCAUGUUAGCAUUGUGGCAGUUUACAGCCUGUCUAGUUUCAAUCAGCUACAACAACAUAAUCCAGCUCAGUACCAUUUCAACUUGGAAACUCAAUGUUAAGUAGUGAACAUAAAUAGCAACCUAAAUUCAUAAGUUUAAAUAAGGUUUUUGCCAAUGUUGGCCAAUUGUAAAGCUUGUUAACAACAAUAAUAAAUAAUAAUAGCAAUAAUAAUAGAUAAUAACCACAUCUUUAUUUAUAUAUGGCAACUCAAAGUGCUUUACAGACAGAGUUUGAUUUUCUUAUAUCAUUAUUACUAUUCUGUAACCACAAUAUAAGAAAAGAAAUAAAUAAAUGAAAGCUGAGUUUUCAUGUAAACCAUCUGAAGCAAUAAAAGAUCAAAUAAAAAAAUAAUAAUUGAAAGCUAAAUUAAAGAGAUUCAUUUUCAAAUGUUUAACAUUUGAAACAUUUUCUUGACUGCUAAUAAAAGGUGGAAUUAAGCUCCACAGUUUAACCUGGCAACAGUUGCUGUGAAAGAAUGCAUUGGUGGGCAGAGCAAUGAUGGGUCAGUUGUUGACUUAUCAGUUAUUGGAUCAUCACUUUUACUCCAUUGCUGGACCAAGAGCUUUGCAGACUUCAGCCACUGCCAGCCAGUGUGCAGUGAUGCUUCUCUUGGCAGGCCACAGUGUCACUCACACGCAUCAGAACUUCAAGGAAAGCGGUGAUGUGAUUGUGGUUGACAGAUGAAGCCGGAGAGCUGCUGAAACUGGCGGGACAGAGAGACUGAGAGAGAGAGAGAGAGACCUCGGCACGAUGGAUUUAUGGUGAAAUUCUGGGCAUCUAAAACUUCUGUGCCAGAUUAAAAAGCACACAGACCUCUGUUUGCACCUCUUAAAUUCUAUUAAAUUGAUGCACUUUUCAUGCGUUUUUAUAAAAAUGUUUUCUAACUUUCUGGAAUAAAUUAGUUUUGUGCGCCAGAAUGCAAACAUUUAUGCCAUUGUUGGGACACUCAAGGAAAAGACUGAAGAAAGAA
Molecule: messenger RNA, 3018 nt
Organism: Colossoma macropomum (tambaqui)
Lineage: Eukaryota; Metazoa; Chordata; Actinopteri; Characiformes; Serrasalmidae
Gene: shisa3
Product: shisa family member 3
Exons: 2
Coding region: 489-1349 (286 amino acids)
Source: RefSeq, a predicted model, not a curated record